Molecule: messenger RNA, 939 nt
Organism: Saccostrea cuccullata (small rock oyster)
Lineage: Eukaryota; Metazoa; Mollusca; Bivalvia; Ostreida; Ostreidae
Exons: 1
Coding region: 1-939 (312 amino acids)
Source: RefSeq, a predicted model, not a curated record
AUGGAGCAUUGCUCCUUUUUAAUUAAGACACAGACAAUUAGAAUACCUGGACUAAAUGGCCUGUCUCAUUUAUCACCAGCUGUUCCAUCAGGCAUGUAUUGGGCAAGUGGUGAUGAUAAAUAUGUCAUUCAAUUUGACUUGCAAGGAAAUAUUCUUCAAAAAGUAAAAACAGGAAAUCAGAUGAAGGGAUACCACUCGAUCACAAAAGAAGACAAUUUGAUAUAUACGGAUUAUAAAGAGAAAGCCAUAUACAAAAUAAACAUGGAUAUGACCACCACGACACUUAUCACCUCGGAAGACUGGGAGCCUUGGUCAAUCUUCUCUUCCCCGAUUAAUGGAAACAUAUUAGUUGGGAUGAAAAAAGAGAAAAAAUGGAAAAUAGCCAGAUAUACCAGCGAUGGCAUUAAGUUACAGGACAUUCAGAAAAAUGUUAAUGGGGAGGACUUAUAUUCGAGUGUAAGCUUUAUCACAGAAAACAUUAAUGGUGACAUAUGUACAUCAGAUUAUAUUGGUGAAAAGGUUCAGGUGGUGACCGGAUCAGGAGAAUAUCUGUUCUCCUACUCUGGUAGUGAUGAGAUGUCAGGUUUUUCCCCGUCUGGAAUCUGCACAGAUGUUCUUGGAAAUAUAUUGGUGUGUUGUUCUUACAUAUCAUUUAAUCUUAGAUCUAGUCUUAGAUAUGAACCACCGGGUACUGGCCCUAUACCUAAAUAUGGUAUCCAUUUGCUGGACCAGGACGGACAUUUUUUGGAUUUUCUGCUCGAUUCAUAUUCAGUGAUAAGCAAAUUGUACGCUGUCUGUGUUGAUAACCAAAACAAUCUGAUUAUAGGACGUGCAGACAGUCCUACAAUCUGUGUUUACAAGUAUCUCAAGGGCAAAUGCGCGUUGCGAAAAAAAACAGUAAAAGAGGUCUAUGUGGAACACUGGGGCACUCGUGUAUAA